AUGUUCGCCUCCACCUUCCGCACCGCCGCGCCCCGCACCUUCACGCGCACCUUCAGCGCCUCGGCGGCCAGGCAGCUCGCCCGCAUGACGGUCGUGGGCCGUCUGGGGGUUGCGCCCGAGGAGGUGACCAUCUCGGGCGAUCGCACGCUGGUGCGCUAUGUGAUUGGCUCCAGCUUUGGCAAGGGCGAGGACAAGAAGACGAGCUGGUUCAGGGUUGCGAGUUUUGUGCAGGGCGCGCAGAAGGAUUUUCUCAUGGGCGUUCCCAAGGGUUCCCUCCUCUACGUCGACGCAGAUGCGCGCAUGGAGGUCUUCACCGACACCGAGGGCAACAAGCGCUCCAACCUCAGCUUGGUCGCGAGGAACUUCGACGUCCUCUCGCGCGCCCGCACCGACGAUGCGCCCGAGACCAACGAUGAGGGUCUGGUCCAGGAGGCCUCUGCUUAG
Molecule: messenger RNA, 444 nt
Organism: Ascochyta rabiei
Lineage: Eukaryota; Fungi; Ascomycota; Dothideomycetes; Pleosporales; Didymellaceae
Exons: 2
Coding region: 1-444 (147 amino acids)
Molecular function (GO): single-stranded DNA binding
Source: RefSeq, a predicted model, not a curated record